AUGGAUUUGGGUUUUCAAGUCAUCUUAUUGGUUCAGUUCUUCCUGGGGAUCUCCGUAAAUGGAUUCAUUCUUGGGGUACUUUUCACCGAGUGGAUAACAGGUGGAAGCCUCAAUGCCAUCGAUAUGAUCCUUAUCUCUGUGGGUCUCAUCAGGUUCCUCUGGCAUUGGGUCAUUUCUCUGACCUGCCUAUUUCCCGACGCUGGUUUAUUGGUAUCGGCCAUUUGUAUUACUCUCAGCACUUUACUGAACUGGAGCAGCUUUGCACUGGUUUCUGUGCUCUGCGUCACCUUCUGUAUCAAAAUCUCAAACUACAACAACGCCGUUUUCAUUUACGUCAAGCUCAGGAUCUCCGAUAUACUGAAAAGGCUGAUCCUGGGUUCUCUGGGGAUCAGUUUGGCUUACAGUGUGAUUUCAGUGCCCUGGGAUAUGGUUGUGCCCCGACAGAAUAACUCUGACAUUUUGCUGGAGAGGAGCGCGUUCUUCCUAAUGGGGACAAGCACGGACUAUAGCUUCGCUCUGUUCUGCUUUGCAUUUUCCGUAUCGUUUAUAAUUCGAUUUGCCUCCAUCUCAGCUUUGAUUCACUCUCUCAGGAGACACAUGCGACAGAUACAACGCAGCGGGGAAGCCCUACAAAACCCACACCUGGAGGCCCAUAUAAGAGUAAUAAAAGUAAUGAUACUAUUUCUGGCCCUUUACAUUAUGUAUUUCACAUCGCUGGUCAUGGGUUCCCUCGAAAGGUACAGAACUAAGCAGCUGCCGAAUUACUAUGUCAUUGUACUGUGCCUGUACCCCUCUGUCCAUUCUGGGGUCCUGAUCUACUCCAACAGGAGGCUGAGAAAGGCCUGUGUGGCCAUGUGUCUUGGAUCCAUUCAUUGGGCAAAGGCCAGGAAACCAAUCGCCCAAACCCAGAACCCAGUCUAA
This is a messenger RNA of Xenopus tropicalis (tropical clawed frog), 921 nucleotides long. It is a transcript of the gene t2r13, whose product is annotated as bitter taste receptor 13. Gene Ontology annotation, cellular component: membrane. The record is from RefSeq and is marked provisional. Lineage: Eukaryota; Metazoa; Chordata; Amphibia; Anura; Pipidae. Gene Ontology annotation, molecular function: bitter taste receptor activity; G protein-coupled receptor activity. Gene Ontology annotation, biological process: sensory perception of taste; G protein-coupled receptor signaling pathway.